AUGAGUUCUCGUGCAUUAAGGAGAUUAGAGAAGAAUAAGCUUGCAGAAUUAGAAUUCAAGCCUCCACCUGUUGAAAAGACAGAAAAUGAGGAAGGAGAAGUAGAAGAGGAUGCUGAUGAUGAAGCGAGCGAACAAGAUCUGGUUCAAAAACGUUUUAAUGCCUUUUCAUUAUUAAACGAAGGAUCAGACAACGAAGAAUCAGAAGAAGAAGAAGAGGAAUUCGAACCAGAGCAGAAGAAGAAGACUGCUCCACAAAUAAAGCAAGUCGUGACAAAAUCUAAGAAAGCAAAAAAGAAAAAGAAGUCAAAACAGAAGAAAGAGAUUGAACCAGAGAUUGACAGUGAUGAAGAGUUGGAUAGAAUUUUGGCUGAGACUAAAAGAAAAGAUCAAGAGAAAUUAAGAGGAUCAUCUAACAGUCCUUAUUAUGGAGAUGAAGAUGAAUAUGACUUUGAAGAAGAGUAUGAUGACCAUGAUCUGCCAGUCCCCAACUAUGAAGACAACUUUAAAUAUUUCACAACAAGACGAUUGAAACAAAGUUUACCUUUAUUAUCAGUAAAAUCGAUUGGAAACUUAGACCAAGAUCAAGAAUAUCGUAAUUUAUUUGGGAAUUUAUCAAUGGAUACUAUUGAAGAUGCAAAUUCUACAACUUCAUUAGCAAUCUCACCCGAAAUGUUACAACAGUUCAAGAAGUUAGCAAGACUUACUAGAGGAUGGGGUGGAAAUGAUCGUCGGAGUGUUCCAGGAACCACUAGGAAAUUAUUAUUAUCAAAAAUACGAGAUGAUUACUUACCUACUACGUUGAAACCCAUGACUAUGGAAGAGAUAAAGCCAGAAGAUUAUCGUGAAUAUUUGGAAUGCAAGAAUGACACAUUAGAUUUAAAAGAUUUAGAAUUGAAGAUAAAAAAGGAGCAAAGCUUAGGUGUUAGAUAUUUCAAAUUUAACAAAAUCAACAGUGUCAAAGAACAAAUUGCAAAUACCAAAUUUUACGUAUAUGUCGUUUUGAGACCAGAUCAUGAAGGAUUAAUGAAAUUAUUACAAGAAUAUCCAUAUCACGUAGAAACAUUGCUUCAAGUUGCAAUGGUCUUGUUGAGACAAGGUGACAACAAAUCAGCUAGUAGUGCAUUAGUGGAAAGAGCCUUAUUUGCCUUUGAUAGAUCUUUCCACAAGAAUUGUCAUGAAUUGUUAUCCCAAGCAAAGACGGGAUUAAUUAGGCUACCAUAUGAAAAGUUCAUGAAUAGACAAUUUUACUUGUGUUUAUUCAGAUAUAUAAUUGCCCUUGGGGAAAGAUCAACAUUUUUCACAGCUUUGUCAUAUUGUAAGUUCUUAUUAUCUCUUUUCCCAAGUGAAGAUCCAUUGGGUGUGAGAUAUUUCAUAGAUUAUUAUGCCAUCAUGAGUGAAGAAUAUAAAUAUUUGAUCCAAUUUGCCGAGUCACCUUUGACUACCACUUAUACUAAAUGGUAUACACCAGGUAUUGCAUAUUCCACAGUUUUGGCCCAUUUAAGAUUAGGAGAUAAAGAAAAGGCAAAGAUUGCAUUAAAACAGGCAUUUGAAGCCCAUCCAUACACAGCAUUCAAAUUAUUCGAAACCGUGGGCUUAGCUAAAGAUAUUAGUAUCAAAGAAAGUGAAUUCACAAUCAACCGAGAAGUAAUGGUUUCCACAGAGACAUAUCUUGUUAGAGCCGGUGCUCUUUGGAAUAAACACGACGAGGUACAAUUUUUACAUGAUGAAUUAAAAGAAUUGUUUAGUUCAAGAAAACAACAAAAACCAGGCAGAUUGGAAGGUGUCAAAGCAUCUAUUUAUGAAUUUUUAGGAUUAUCAACUGCUGAAGAGAAAAUGGACGGAGAAAUUCCAGUUAAUUUACUUAGAUUUACGGUACUUUCAGGAGAGAGUAGAAUUAUGGCAAAAUUACCCGAACAUUUUUGGUCUCGUGAGGAUAUUCAUGAAUAUGAUGUUUUACCUCCAAAUCCAUUACCUAUAAUGUUUGAAGGGGGCCGUAUAUUGGAAGAUGCACAUGAUAAUAAAACCGUGACUGAUUUAUUGUUUUAUUAUCUUAAUCAAGAGUUGCUUUCUUCUAUUUUGCUAUCAGGAUCCGAAGAGCCUGGUUUUGAUGAGGCGGCCAUGAGAAGGAUUGAAGCUGCAUUUCGGGAUAUAGAUAUAGAUCGAGUUCAAUUGGAUGACGAUCCUCAGCGUCUAGUGGAUAUGCUAAAUGAACUUGAAGAGUAG
This is a messenger RNA of Hemisphaericaspora subhashii, 2223 nucleotides long. RefSeq lists its product as uncharacterized. The record is from RefSeq and is a predicted model, not a curated record. Gene Ontology annotation, cellular component: RQC complex. Gene Ontology annotation, biological process: ribosome-associated ubiquitin-dependent protein catabolic process; rescue of stalled cytosolic ribosome. NCBI's taxonomy places the organism in Eukaryota, Fungi, Ascomycota, Pichiomycetes, Serinales, Debaryomycetaceae. The transcript has a single exon. The coding region runs from base 1 to 2223 and encodes 740 amino acids.